AUGAGAAGGCAUGUUAUCAUGUCACUCUUCUUAUUUCUAUUAGUAGUGGAUUCAAAGAUAUCUAGACGAUUCAAACGGCAAACCAUCCCAUCUCAACAUAUCAGGAUUCAUUCGAUUGACUCGAAGGUGAACAUGGACAGGUUUAUCAAUGUGGCAUCUAUGGAUUCAAGGAUACAACUUUUGGAGAAAAAUGUGAAUGGAACAUUCUGGAGUGCAAGUUCAAAAAUGCAGUUUGAUGCCUACGACUCAUUUGUCAAUGCCUCGUUCAACUCACAAUUUUUCCAUAUAGACAUCGCGCAGUGCGAACUUCUUUUUGGGAACUCUCUAGAGAGUUUGCUGUUUAUGACAACGAAUAGAACAUCCGAUGGUCAUAGUGAUCUGACAUUCUCUUUGUAUGACAAUGCGAACAUGACACUGACAGAAGAAGGGAUAGAAUUUCAGGGAAUAAAUGGACGAAGAAUUUACGUGAAAAGUGAAACAUGGGUAAAGCCGGUCGAGAAAACUAUCACUCUUCGACAAAGUGAGAAUGAGGCCACUGGAGAGACCGCAGUAGAGCUGACAAUUGUUGCCCCAGUCCACUUGACAUCUGUUCGUUAUGUGGGUGCUGAACUUCUUAUCAAGUAUGGGCCGAAUGUUGUUCAAAUAGAUCCGGAGUUUAAGAAAAUAUUAGUCUACAACGACCAAUAUAGUUAUUGUCUUGACACGAAGUCUCCGGGAACAUUGCAAGUAAACUUUGGAAAUGGAUUGAUAAACCUUAUCGGUGGCUCCAGUGACUUUCACGUGGCAAUCUCACCCGUCGAUGCCGUAGUGAACUCAAAAUAUUUCUCAAAAACCCAAGUCGACCGCGGUGACGGCCCAAUCUUCAUUAGUGGUGUUCCUAUAUAUGAAACUGGAAUCACCGUCAACUCUUUGCUAUUAACAUUGAAAUUGAAUAAUGAUGGAAUGCUGCAUGCAGACGCUACUGGUUCCGAGACACUAAUGAAGACAAACAUCCAAAAUGUUGGUUUGACAACUGAACAUCAGGAAAUUCGAAUAACUGGCGGGGUUCCUGGCUUGGUUAUUGAGUCAGGAGAUGUCCGCUUUGAAGUGACAAAACUGUCCAACCCAAUGGCUUUCACUUUUCUCCCCGGAUUUGCUCUGCCAGAAGAUCGAUUCGAAAACAUCGGGCCAUACUCAGGUACCAGAUCUCGAUACAUGCAUGCACCUCCACCACCUCCCCUUCUACCACCUCCACUUCUACCACCAGUGAUUAUUGCACCUGUUGUUAUCUCUGCACCAGGUUCAAAUAUACCUCCACCACCACCAAUGGUUUUGUUACCACCACCCAUACCAGCUCCAGCUCCUGGACCGCCUAAACUUCCAAUAUCUCUCCCACCUGAUCUUAUGAAAUUUGCUGCUGAUAUUGCACCACCGAAGAGUAAUAGUACUCCUACAACUACGACUAGUACCACUCCCACCACUACUACUGUCACUACCACCACUGCACCGAGCACCACUACUACUAUGACGACUCCUACAACAACCACUGUCACGACCACCGCUGCUCCAAUUACUACUACGACUAAACUUCCGAAAAAAGAAAAGGAAGAAGAGGAAGACUACGAAGAAGAAGAGGAAAAAGGGAUGAGCGAGAAAGAACGAGCCAAGGCGAAAAGAAGAAAGGAGAAAAUGUAUCGAGAGUGGGAAAGUGAGGAAAACAACGUCGACAACGACGGCGACACCAAAACGGAAACAUUCACUUAUCCAAACGGCACAACUGUGACAAGACUCAUUAACAUCCGACGAAAAGUCACGACGAAGAUUGUAUACAAGCAUCGGGUAGAGGAAGAUGAAGAUGGGAAGAAUAACUCUACCAUUGCCCCUCUGGUGUUCCCCGAUCCAGCACAUUUGAAUUAUACUAAAUUGGCAACCGAUUGCAAAGGGAACACAAUCGAUUUUAACAUCACUAACAUUCCGGAGACAUCCACUGGUUAUCAUCUAGUAACUUUUCCAACUGUUGGAAUCACAGCUCCACCAGCAGCCACCACCAAAAAUCUGCCGUCGACAGACAACGAUCUUAUUACGGAAACGACAUCUGUCCCCGUCUCACCAACAAUGGAAAUCUUAACAACAAUUCCUACUAAUCCCGUCACAGAUCUUCCGGUGACUAAUCUGGUCACGGAAUCAUCUACAGUAGUCCCUGUAGACACAACGGAGACCACUUUAUUAACCACUGAAGGCUUGAGUACUAAUCCAGAAACAGAAACAACAGAGUCAACAGGCAUUGUUUCAAGUACUCUUCCGACUAGUGAAGAACCUGAUGUGUCCACGUUUGGAAUUGAAACAACAACUAUCGAGGGGUCUUCCGAUUCCUCUACUAUUGACCCUAACAUGGCUACAACUGAAACAACUAGCGAAGCAACAACCAACGAAGUCAUUGUUACUGAAACCACUACUGAAAUGGUUUACACCACCGAGGAAACAAUUGAAUCCACAACUGAUGGAGGAACAACACUCCUAAUUGAUUACUUCCCCUCGACUGAUAAUCCUCUACCAACAACUUCCGGUGAACCAAUGGAAAGUUCCACCAGCAAUUUGGGGUCAACAACAAAACCUACAGCAAAUGGUGAUACCACUACCCAGGAAUCUGUGGAAACUUCAAAAAGUACUACAGAAAGUAGUCUAACCAGCACGGAAAGCUCUAUAGACAGUAGUGUGAGCACUACUGAACCCUUCCCCGAUUCUACAGUGACAACAGAGACAUACCCAGUGCCCUCACAACUUUCUACAGAUGAGUUUGUUAUUGGACACUGGUUUAGUACAGAAGAAGUGAGAUCGGAAACCACAACCGAAUCGUCUGAAAUUGGUAUAACUGUCUCAUUAGGGAAUGUUGAUUUUGCUACAACCACACCAGUUGAGGAUGGUGUACCGCUGCCAAACGAUUUGAAUAUUAACCAAGAAGCUACACCUGGUACCACAGCCAGUCCCUUGGUCAGUAGUACUUCACCGGAACUUGGACACUCCGAAGACGGAUUUCCAGAACCAUCGUUCCUUCCACCAACAAGUGCGCCUACAACAGAAGCGCAUUAUUUGAUACUGAAACUCAAAAUUCCGGAAAGUGUCAGUACAAAUGACACUCAAUUCACUAGGAAGUUGACGAAAAAUUUGAGAAGACUGGUUCGAGAUGUUUCGACAGAAUUGAAGAAACGAAGGAAACGUUCGGCAAACAUUACUGCAAUAGGAGAAGAUUUAUUGCAACAAGAAAAUGUGGAUGACGCGUUGGGUAUACCGAUCAAAGUUGAGAACAUAACAAAGACACUGAAUAUAACCGUGGUCACCUUUGCAUUACAAUUCGACAGAGAAUUGAACAAUGGAGGAUACGAAUUGGAGAACGCGCUACAUGAAGUUGGUACCCAUGACUUGUAUAGGUAUUUUGAGUAUGAGCCCGUUGAGAAAAUAACGAUAGACAGAAGGAAAAUGAACGAGGAUGAGAAAACGCGUGAAAUUCUGAUUGCCGCAAUCUGCGCACUUGGAUUGUUUUGCCUUGUAGGCUUGUUUUACCUGAAAAAGAGGGGAAUGAUAGAAAAAGUGCUCCGAAAACUAGACCGUCUUAGAUGCAAUGCUCUUUCAACACAUCCGAAUGCUUUCACGCCAAACUGA
Molecule: messenger RNA, 3639 nt
Organism: Caenorhabditis remanei
Lineage: Eukaryota; Metazoa; Nematoda; Chromadorea; Rhabditida; Rhabditidae
Exons: 18
Coding region: 1-3639 (1212 amino acids)
Source: RefSeq, a predicted model, not a curated record